Messenger RNA from Lachancea fermentati, 1128 nucleotides. Lineage: Eukaryota; Fungi; Ascomycota; Saccharomycetes; Saccharomycetales; Saccharomycetaceae. The record is from the annotation of a GenBank genome assembly.
AUGUCGUACCGACACUUUCUGAAGUCACUGGGGCUUCAAAUUCCGAUCAUUCAGGCUCCUAUGGCAGGGAUUUGCGACGCAAAAUUGGUGGCAGCCGUAUGCAAUAAUGGUGCUCUUGCUUCAUUGCCCAUAUCUCAUAUAGACUUCACAUCAUCAAAUGGAAUUGGCGAGCUUAGAAGCCUUAUCAGUGAAGUGAACGGUUUAAUCGAUAACAAGGCAUAUGAACGCAAUAUCAACUUAAACUUCUUUUGCCACGACGUUGUAAUCGACGUCCCUGCUGAAGAAAAAGAGAAUUGGUACAAUCUAUAUGAGCGUGUCUCCUCGGUAAAGAUUCCCCGAGGCGAUUCUUUGUUUAACAAGCGAGGUGUAUCUUUCAAAGAUUUUGAGAAUGGAAAACCCUUUGAUGACUUGUUAUCAUUUUUCAAACACGAGUUCACUCCCAAAGUACUAAGCUUCCAUUUUGGGUACCCGCAAAGUACUUCAAUAAAGGCUUUCCAAGACUUAGGCAUAAAGGUUUUUGUGACUGCCACGUCUGCGGAGGAAUUUCGGCUUUUAAAUGAACUAGGGGUCGAUGGAAUUAUUUGCCAGGGCUACGAAGCCGGUGGUCACAGGGGGAAUUUUUUACAACCAGAAUUAUUCGAUGAGAAACUAUCAACAGCUUGCUUGAUCAAGCGCACAAUUCCGCUCGUAAAUAUGGACGAGAAAAACUGUACAUUUGUAAUUCCAGCAGGUGGUUUGAAUUCCCCCGAGGACGUCAAGUAUAUGUUAAAUCUAGGAGUUUCGGCAGUUCAAGUUGGAACUGCCUUCCUUACCACUGCGGAGUGUAAAGUUGCGUCCAAGUUUAAUCGGAUUUUGAGUAGUGUAGACAUUCCAGAACCGACUAUUAUGACCAACCUGGUCUCAGGGAAGCACGCUAGAGCAAUCUCUUCGCCAUUUUUACGAAGAUUGACCGAUGUUUAUCACGAUGAAGCACUCCCGGAUUACUCGUACAUGUAUGGUGCCUUCAAGUCAAUGAAAGAAAAGUAUCCGAAAGAGUUGCAAUUCGUGCUUGCAGGGCAAAAUUACGGUUCUAUUAAGACGAAUUUGACUGUUGGGCAAUUGCUGGACAAUUUUGCCCGGGGUCUAUGA